AUGAGGAAUAUCUGUUGCAUUUGCAAAGUAGUGCUUUUUCUUAAUCUCAUUUGCUUUUACAGGCAAAACAAAUCUCUUUUCAGCUGUCUCUUUUCGGCUGUCUCUUUUCAGCUGUCUCUAACAGUCCUGAAUCAAGUCAAGAGCUUCUUGACUGAGGGUGGACUGAUACGUAAGGAAUCCCUUAAAGUCAUGCUUGUUUGUGGUUCUGAUUUACUUCAAUCUUUCAGCAUUCCCGGCUUUUGGAUCCCUGAGCAGGUUAGAGCAAUAUGCAAAGAUUACGGUGUGGUUUGCAUUCGUAGAGAAGGACAAGAUUUGGAAAAUAUCAUCAGUGGUGAUGAGAUUUUGAAUGAAAACCGGGAUAACAUUAAAAUCGUCGACGAGCUUGUCCCGAAUCAAAUCAGUUCAACUAGAUUGAGGGAAUGCAUUUCAAGAGGAUUGUCUAUAAAAUAUUUGACCAUAGAUGAAGUGAUCGAUUAUAUCGGAAAACAGAAUUUGUACCUGAAAUCAGUUGACAAUUGACUAUAGGCUAACUGAUUGGGUUAGUAAACGUUAAUUCUUAUAUGUAAAAGAUCAUUGUUGAUCAAAGGAAACAUUCUUUAUAAUUGCUGGAGUGUUUUGUUUUCAUAGAUAUAGGUGCAACAAUUCCAGUUUCUUAUCUA
Molecule: messenger RNA, 659 nt
Organism: Hibiscus syriacus
Lineage: Eukaryota; Viridiplantae; Streptophyta; Magnoliopsida; Malvales; Malvaceae
Product: nicotinamide/nicotinic acid mononucleotide adenylyltransferase-like
Exons: 6
Coding region: 1-519 (172 amino acids)
Biological process (GO): NAD+ biosynthetic process
Molecular function (GO): nicotinamide-nucleotide adenylyltransferase activity; nicotinate-nucleotide adenylyltransferase activity
Source: RefSeq, a predicted model, not a curated record